CACACUUCCGCAUCUUCGCCCUUCUCCUCCCCCUUUCCCCACAGCCUGCUCCAUCCCCGUUCUCCUCAUUCGUCUCACGCUCUACCGCUGUGAGCUUCUUCUGGAUUGGCUCUGUUAUGAAUUUGCAUAAACCUCUCAACGCAAACGCGUCCUCGCGGCACCGUCUCCUCUGCGCCUCCUUUAACCAGGAUCAGGAAUGUUUUGCUGUCGGUCACGAGCACGGCUUCCAGGUCUUCAACACUGACCCCAUGGAGCGGCGGGUAAAGCGAGAGUUCGCCGACGGCGGAAUCGGGAUCGUGCAGAUGCUCCACCGUACAAACUACCUGGCCUUAGUCGGCGGCGGGCGUACUCCAAAGUAUCCACAGAACAAGGUCAUAAUAUGGGACGAUCUGAAAAACAUCGCCGCGCUCUCGCUCGAGUUUCUCUCACCCGUCCUGCAAGUCCUCCUCUCGCGCACGCGCAUCGUCGUCUGUCUCCGCAGCAAGAUUUACGUCUACAUAUUCUCGUCUCCGCCAGUGCGUCUCUCAGUCUACGAGACAAUCGACAACCCCACCGGCAUCUGUGCGAUGCAAAACAAUCAGCUCGUGUUCCCUGGUAUCACCGAGGGCCAUAUCCAGAUCGUUGAUCUAUCGCCACAGGGCCAGGACCGCAACCUAGUCUCAAUCGUGCGUGCGCACAAAGGGAAAAUCAAAUGUCUGGCCGUGAGCCACGACGGCUCAUUGAUUGCCUCCGCGUCAGAGACUGGCACCAUCAUUCGCAUCCACUCGACCGCAAACACCUCGCUGCUGCACGAGUUCCGUCGCGGAAUCGACCGCGCCGUGAUCCACUCACUAUCCUUCUCGCCUUCAUCUAACCGUCUCGCUCUUCUCUCCGACAAGGACACCCUCCACAUCUUCGACACCUCCCCCCUCUCCGGCUCUAGCAACCGGCGGCACAUCCUCUCAAAAGUUCCGCUCCUGCCUCGCUACUUUUCUGGCGAAUGGAGUUUCGUCUCCACUCGCAUCUCAGACGAGCGUAUCGGCCGCGGCAUUCUCGGCUGGGCCUCUGACGACGCGAUCGUCAUAAUAUGGACAGUCGAAGGCAUGCUUGAAAAAUACGCGAUCCGAGAACGAAAGGACUUUCAACGCAAGGCGCCAGCUACCCUUGCCGGAGGUGCCACCAACGGCGGGAACGGUAACGCGAAAAUCGGAGGCAUCGGCGAUCAGAGCACGGAGCAGUGGGAACUUGUCCGCGAAAGUUGGCGGAGUUUUGAGGAUCUAUGAUGCGCGUUCACUCUUUAUAUUGCCACUUUUCACUCGUUUUACUGGUAACUUGCGAUUUGUUUUUCUGAUAGCUUAGUGCUACUCUUAUGGGUGAUUAUAUAUAUGUGUACGAGACGACCUGUAAAAUAUCUGGCCCUUUUUGUGAAGUAAUGGCAUUCGUCGUCUACAGAUACCAUUUUAAUGAGAUUCGAUAUCCAGCUAUACUCCAACAGGAGCUAUCGUAGAGCUAUAAUACGUAAAAGAGCAAAUUGAC
This is a messenger RNA of Myxozyma melibiosi, 1515 nucleotides long. Its product is annotated as SVP1-like protein 2. The transcript is spliced from 3 exons. Gene Ontology annotation, biological process: protein lipidation; protein localization to phagophore assembly site; autophagy of mitochondrion. The coding region runs from base 117 to 1262 and encodes 381 amino acids. The record is from RefSeq and is a predicted model, not a curated record. Lineage: Eukaryota; Fungi; Ascomycota; Lipomycetes; Lipomycetales; Lipomycetaceae. Gene Ontology annotation, cellular component: cytosol; phagophore assembly site membrane; extrinsic component of membrane. Gene Ontology annotation, molecular function: phosphatidylinositol-3,5-bisphosphate binding; protein binding; phosphatidylinositol-3-phosphate binding.